AUGCUAUAUUGUGGGAGCUGUAGAUACAAUCAGCAUAAGCUGUUCAAAGAACUAGGCCUAGAAAAGAAUGGUUACAUGGUGAGCAAGUAUAUCUACGCCAUGUCCCAUAUCGAUGUGCCCCAAUGGUUGGAAAGGUCUCACCUGCUCGACACAUGGAGCAAAGAUUCCAACUGGAUGGGCUCCGUAGCAGUCAGCGAUGAUCAAGAGUCGCGCCGGAUUGGGCGAAGAGAUAUUGUCGUGGCAUGGCGUGGGACAGUGGCCCCAUCGGAGUGGUACGAGGAUUUUCAGAGGAAGCUAGAGCCUGUUGGGCAUGGAGAAGCUAAAGUUGAGCACGGCUUCCUUAGUAUCUACACAUCCAAAAGGGAGUCUUCAAGGUAUAAUAAGUCAAGUGCCUCAGAUCAAGUGAUGAAAGAAGUAACAAGGCUAGUGCAAUUGUACAAGCAAAGAGGUGAACAAGUGAGCCUUACAAUCACUGGACAUAGCUUAGGCGGUGCCUUGGCCCUCCUCAACGCAUGCGAAGCUACCACCUCUCUUCCAGGUCUUCCAAUUAGUGUAAUAUCGUUCGGUGCUCCCAGGGUUGGCAACAUUGCCUUCAGGGAUGAACUCCACCAGCUGGGAGUUAAAACCUUACGGGUGGUCGUGAAGCAAGAUAUAGUCCCUCGGAUGCCAGGACUUGUCUUCAAUGAAAGAUUACAGAAGUUCGAUGAUAUCACAGGAACCCUAAAAUGGGUGUACACGCAUGUGGGAGCGGAGUUGAAGCUCGAUAUGCAAUCUUCUCCUUACCUCAAGCGCGGGUUCAAUCUUCCCGGGUUUCACAGCCUGGAGACGUACCUCCACCUUAUUGAUGGAUUCCAUAGUAAAACCUCGACGUUUCGGGAAGGUGCUCGGAGGGAUAUUGCCCUAGUGAACAAGGCUUGCGAUAUGUUAGUGGAUGAGCUUAGGAUCCCACAUGCUUGGUACCAAUUUGCAAACAAGGGCCUAGUCCGCAAUGCUCACGGUAGAUGGGUUAAACAAGUAAGAGACCCAGAAGACAUACCUUCACCUGCCAGAGAAACCCAUCAUCAGGCUUUUUCAGUUGAGAUGCUUGCAACUGAUGAAGGACUCGCCCUUACUUUGUGUUAAUUAAGCCAUAAAUUUUAUGGGUUUAUACAGCUUGAACCACAAUUGUAAAUUAUGUUAUUCAUAUACGGAUCAUAUGACAAUACCAUAUAAAUUAUUUUGGUUACUUGGAUA
Vitis riparia (riverbank grape) is the source of this 1233-nucleotide messenger RNA. RefSeq names its product phospholipase A1-Igamma1, chloroplastic-like. The transcript has 2 exons. Bases 1 to 1122 code for a protein of 373 amino acids. NCBI's taxonomy places the organism in Eukaryota, Viridiplantae, Streptophyta, Magnoliopsida, Vitales, Vitaceae. Gene Ontology annotation, molecular function: glycerophospholipase activity. Gene Ontology annotation, biological process: lipid metabolic process. The record is from RefSeq and is a predicted model, not a curated record.